Saimiri boliviensis boliviensis (Bolivian squirrel monkey) is the source of this 1769-nucleotide messenger RNA. NCBI's taxonomy places the organism in Eukaryota, Metazoa, Chordata, Mammalia, Primates, Cebidae. The record is from RefSeq and is a predicted model, not a curated record.
GUUCCGGAGACUCAGCAUGACGCUGCCGGCCAGGGUUUUCUUUGCUCGGGGGUCCCGGCUGCCCGGUGGCCUUGCUCCGCGGCGGUCUGAAAAACGAGUGAAGACGGAAGCCAGAGUAUCACUUUUACUGUGGUUUGUGAGAGGCAGCCGGGCCCGUCAGCUGGAUUUUCUGGAGUAGACAGACUUACCUAAUUCUGGAGGAGGGUUGAACAUUGUCCUCUGAAAGCAGCUAGAUCCCAAGAGGAAGAAGACCAAGGAGAUUGUUCAUAUUCAAUGAUUCUGUCAAAAUUUGCCAGUCAUAUCAACUGUCUCUGCAGGGACAGAUUGUACCUUACUUUGUGUUGCUAUAAAGGAAUACCUGAGGCUAGGUAAUUUAUAAAGAAAGGGGUUUAUUUGGCUCAUGGUUAUGAUGCCUGGACAAGUUCAAAACUGGGCAUCUGCAUCUGGUGAUGACCUAGGGCUGUUUGUUCUUGUGGCAGAAGGAUGAGGAUGGCACUACGACAUUUGUGAGGGAUCUGACCCCAUAACCCAAGCACCUCUCGUUAGUCCCCACCUCCAAGGGGAUCACAUUUCAACAUGAGGUUUCAAGGGACAAACAUCCAAACAUCCUUAGUGGGUUGACUAAGGGGACAGAGAGAAGCCUUGAGUUGUACCACCUGAGCUUCUCACAGCAGGGAGAGGUCCGGACUGGAGAAGAAGCAUCUCCUGCUCAUGGGGGAAUUUUUCAGUUAUGGGACAAAAGUAUUAUAUCAAAACACUGAAGCUUUACAGUCUAAAUUCUUUUCACCCCUUCAAAAAGCGAUGCUACCACCGAAUAGUUUUCAAGGAAAAGUGGCAUUCAUUACUGGGGGAGGCACUGGCCUUGGUAAAGGAAUGACAACUCUUCUGUCCAGCCUGGGUGCUCAGUGCGUGAUAGCCAGCCGGAAGAUUGAUGUUUUGAAAGCCACUGCAGAAGAAAUUUCUUCUCAAACUGGAAAUAAGGUUCAUGCAAUUCAGUGUGAUGUAAGGGAUCCUGCUAUGGUUCAAAACACUGUGUCAGAACUGAUCAAAGUUGCAGGACAUCCUAAUAUUGUAAUCAACAAUGCAGCAGGAAAUUUUAUUUCUCCUACUGAAAGACUUUCUCCUAAUGCUUGGAAAACCAUAACUGACAUAGUUCUAAAUGGCACAGCUUUCAUGACACUAGAAAUUGGAAAACAACUAAUUAAAGCACAGAAAGGAGCAGCAUUUCUUGCUAUUACAACUAUAUAUGCUGAGACUGGGUCAGGUUUUGUAGUACCGAGUGCUUCUGCCAAAGCAGGCGUGGAAGCCAUGAGCAAAUCUCUUGCGGCUGAAUGGGGUAAAUAUGGUAUGCGAUUCAAUGUGAUUCAACCAGGGCCUAUAAAAACCAAAGGUGCCUUUAGCCGUAUGGACCCAACUGGAGCGUUUGAGAAAGAUAUGAUUGACAGAAUUCCCUGUGGUCGCCUGGGGACUGUGGAAGAACUUGCAAAUCUUGCUGCUUUCCUUUGUAGUGAUUAUGCUUCUUGGAUUAAUGGAGCAGUCAUUAAAUUUGAUGGUGGAGAGGAAGUACUUAUUUCAGGGGAAUUCAACAGUCUGAGAAAGGUCACCAAGGAGCAGUGGGACACCAUAGAAGGACUUAUCAGGAAGACAAAAGGUUCCUAAGACCACUCCGGCCUUCAUCUUGCUUAUAAACAAGGGAAUAGAAAUGAAACGAUCUCCAUCUCUUAUCUUUUCAACUAUUUCAAGUCUAAUAAAUUGUUAAUUAAUCAACA